Molecule: messenger RNA, 2463 nt
Organism: Cordyceps fumosorosea ARSEF 2679
Lineage: Eukaryota; Fungi; Ascomycota; Sordariomycetes; Hypocreales; Cordycipitaceae
Product: C6 zinc finger domain protein
Exons: 8
Coding region: 1-2463 (820 amino acids)
Biological process (GO): DNA-templated transcription; regulation of DNA-templated transcription
Molecular function (GO): protein binding; DNA binding; zinc ion binding
Source: RefSeq, a predicted model, not a curated record
AUGUCGCAGGUACGGAAGCAGGUCUUGACGCGCUCAUCCUUGGCGUGCCUCUCCUGUCGCUCGCGGCAUCAAAAGUGCGACGCCAAGAAGCCGCGGUGUACUCGCUGCACCGACGCGGACCGGCCGUGUCAGUACACGAGAUCUCGGCGUGGAGGCAACAAGGACGACCUGUCGCCGCGGCGUCCUCAGGACAUUCAGCCUCAGCCUCGCACACCGAACCAGCUCGAUGACUACAUCUCCGCCCUCAUCACCCCGCCGGCGAUGGAGGGGAUGCCGCCGGCCAACGUCUUGCCUCAGACAUCUCCCAUGCCGGCGGCGUCCCGAAGCGCCUACUCACCCCAUUCAGACCACAGGGAGGAAAGUCGCCCGAGAAGACGCUCCGUCAACUACCAGUGCGGAUCUGGAAAGGACCCUCUCAUAGAGGCCUACUAUCAAACCUUUCACAAGUAUCACCCCGUUGUCCUACCCCGACGCCACUUGCUCAGCCUUUUGAACGAUGCCGGCUGGAAACCCAGACUAGAGCCGCUGGUUGCCGUUCUACGGCUGAUAGGAAACCUACACCUGUCGCAGGAGUGGUCUGCAAGCCUGCAAGGCGAAGCGGAGAGCAAGAUGGAGGGCCUGGCAAAGACGGACCCGAUCCGUGUGCAGUGCCAUCUACUGUACUCGGCAGCGCUCUUCUGGCAGGACCACAAGGCCAAGUCUCAACGGGAAAUGGGCAAAGCUGUAGAGCUUGCGCUGGCUCUCAAGAUGUUCGAAAGGGAGUUUGCGUGGACGCACAGCGACAUAGACGCCACGCUGGCCGAGUGCUGGCGACGGACAUGGUGGAUGGUAUACCUAUUUGAUGCGUUCUACGCGGGCACGCUGGGGAACACGGGCUUUUCGGUCGUCUGCGUAAACACGACUGUUGACCUGCCCUGCGAUGAAGCCCAGUACGAAUCCGGACAUAUCCCAGAACCAAAAACACUGCCCGAAUGGGACUGCAGGGAAUUUGACGAGGAAGAAAAGCCCUUCUCGUCCUUUGCGUGUCUCAUUGGUGCUGUCAGAUGCGCCACGUUGGCCAAGGAUGCCUCGUUAAAGACCGAUGCUCGCAAGAGUCCAGAUGACAUGUUGCAUGUCGCAGAUUCUAUCCUGGACAGUUGGAUGCUUCUCCUACCCAAGUCAAAAAAGCAAGUCAUGCUACGCAACGGCGACAUUGACGAACUAUUGUUUCAGGCUCAUCAUCUUAUACACGUUGUCAUAAUUGGAUUCCAUCGCCCACUCUCCGAUCUUAAAUUCAAUGCCGUCGAAGAUGUUUCCAGUUGCGCCAGAGAUCCUGCGCCCGACGGCCCAACACCGGAGCACAUCAACGUGCACACCGUCCGGGUCCUGCGAUCCGUGGAAUCCCAGAUCCGACUCCUCGCCCUCCCCUCCCGCCCGUUCAACCACACCCCCUUCUGCACCUGCAUGAUCAGCGAAGGCACCCUCGCCCUCCUGUCCGCCUGCAAAUUCCUGCUGCGAGGCAACGAGCUCGCCAUCGCGCGGGACCAGAUCCGCCUGACCAUCGGGUGUCUGAAGCACCUAGGCGACCUGUGGCCGCGUACGGCGCGCAACGUGUCGCAGAUACAGACAAUCGCGAAGCACGUCCUCGGCAUCGAGGGCAACGGCACCGCCAAGGGGGGGACGUCUGGCUCUGCGCACUCUGGCACCUCGGUCGAGGACGGCGGGAGCUCCGGGGAGGUGACGAGCUCGUCGAACAGCGAUGUGUUUUCGGCAAUUCGGGAUUUUGACGACAUUUGCGGAUGCGCCGCCAGCCAGGGAAGAGUCGCCAUCAUCGAACUGCUAGUCAAGGAGCUUGCCGUACCGGUGGACUCGAGGAUAAGAGACGGGCUCACCGCUCUUCAGCCCGCCUUUCGAAACAAGGACGCGGCCACGACACCACCUGUCUCUGCAAGCUCGGGGCCCGCACGAUGCUCGACAGACAAGCGCAUGCUGCGCGCGCUGCUCGACGGCGGUGCGGACCCAAACGAGAUUUCGAUCAACGACUACAAGAAGACGGCGCUUCACGUCGCGUGCGAGGGCGGGUACAAGGAUGUGUGGCUGCCGCCGGAUCGGAAGGGGAAGCGGGAGCCGCUGCUGCACAACGGGUGGACGCUGCUGCACGAGGCGUGCUUUUUCGGCAAAGCGCCGUUGGUCGAACAGCUUCUGGACCGUGGAUCCAAGCUCGAGGCGAGGCGGCCGCGCCACGGCACGCCGCUGCACGUCGCGGUGAAGAUGAAGAAAGUCGAGCGCGUCCGGCUGCUGGUCGGCGUGGCCCAGCUAGGAAGCCGUCUGAGGUGCGGCUUUAGCGUUGUCAUGGGCUGUCACGAGGCUCCAACCGGCACCCACGGCCCUUUUGCGGACUCGGACGCCGGCGAACGUCCCUUUCUGGAGAUUUGCCAAGAGGAUCACGAGCUCACUCUGGGAGUCCAGGAGUCGCUCCAGUAG